Messenger RNA from Lucilia sericata (common green bottle fly), 3099 nucleotides. RefSeq lists its product as uncharacterized. The transcript has a single exon. Gene Ontology annotation, biological process: DNA integration. Lineage: Eukaryota; Metazoa; Arthropoda; Insecta; Diptera; Calliphoridae. Gene Ontology annotation, molecular function: nucleic acid binding. The coding region runs from base 1 to 3099 and encodes 1032 amino acids. The record is from RefSeq and is a predicted model, not a curated record.
AUGCUACUACGUAAACCUGAAUUUAAGGCCCAGUAUGAUGAGGUCCUAAAAGAAUAUUUAUCACUAGGACAUAUGGAAAUGCUUGAAAAUACGUCAUAUGGUUCAGGAUAUUAUUUACCUCAUCAUGGUGUUUUUAAGCCAGAAAGUACAACUACAAAAUUAAGAGUAGUAUUUAAUGCCUCUUGCAAAUCAUCUACUGGCAAAAGUCUGAAUGAUUUGUUGUACACUGGCCCAAUUUUACAAACAGAUUUAGUAGCUCUAAUAUUAAAAUGGAGAUUUUAUGAGUUUGUUUUUAACGCUGACAUCUCAAAAAUGUAUCGUCAGAUCUAUAUAAAACAAGAACAUAGAGCAUUCCAGAAAAUUUUGUUUCGUAGUUCUGAUAAUAAGGAAAUUGAAGAUUUUCAAUUAAAAACAGUUACAUUCGGUGUAAAUUGUGCCCCAUAUUUAGCUCUUAGGACCCUGCUUCAAUUAGCUGAUGAUGAAGAGCAAACUUUUCCCCUUGGCUCACAAAUUCUUCGUGAAUUUAUGUAUGUAGACGAUGCUCUAGUAGGAGCUCAUUCUAUAUCAGACGCUCUAGAGGCAAGAAACCAAUUAAUUGGUAUAAUGAAUACUGCAGGGUUUGAGUUAAGAAAAUGGACCUCAAACAGCAAGCAAAUUUUAAAAAAUCUGCACGAAAGUCAUCUUCUAAAUUCAUCCUUUUUGUCGCUCGAUGAUAAAAGCACUACGAAAAUGCUUGGCGUUCGUUGGAAUGCAGCUGGUGAUUAUUUUUAUUUUUAUACUGAGAAAAUAGGACUAAAGACAAGUUAUACAAAACGAGAAGUUCUUUCAGUUAUAGCUCGUCUUUUUGAUCCUGCAGGAUGGUUAGCUCCUGUAGUGAUCACAGCUAAAAUAUUAAUGCAAAAUAUGUGGCUCGAUAAAAUCGAGUGGGAUGAUUGUAUUAAACCAUUAACGUUAAAAAAAUGGCAAGAUUUCAUUUCAAAAUAUAAUGAUAUAAAUUACAUUAAGCUUUCUCGGUGGGUACAGUUUAGUCCAAAUUAUAAAAUUGAAUUUCAUGGUUUUUGUGACUCAUCAGAAUUAGCAUAUGCAGCCAAUAUUUACGUAAGGGUAGAAACUAAUUGUAACGUCUAUACAAAUUUGCUCGUUUGCAAAACAAAAGUAGCUCCGAUAAAAAAGCCAUCUUUGCCCCGUUUGGAAUUGUGUGGAGCAGUCCUUUUAGCAAAUUUGAUCGAAAGUGUAAUUCCAAAUUUGAAUAUUAAUUUGUAUUCCCUAUAUUUGUGGUCCGACUCAACGAUAGUUCUUGCGUGGCUACGAAAGCCUCCUUGUACUUGGAAAACCUUUGUAGCAAACAGAGUAGCCACAGUACUAGAAAAAGUUGGAAACGAAAACUGGUUUCACAUAGCAUCUGGUGAUAAUCCUGCUGAUCUAGCAACCCGGGGGCUGAUGCCUUUGGAGUUGAAAGACAAUAACCUAUGGUGGCACGGUCCUAAAUGGCUUAAAUCGAAUAGAUCGACUUGGCCCAAAGGCCCUUUAGUAUAUGAAACUUCAGAAGAGGCAAAGGAAGUUCAAGUUAAUAUUGCUAGAUCGAUAGAAAAAGAAGAUUUUCUUAACCGUUUCUCAAGUUUGCCCAGAGCUUAUCAUGUAAUUGCUUACAUCUUUAGAUUUUACAAUCUAGCUAGUAAGAGCAGACGAAAGUCCUUUAAUUAUGGCUCUCUUAGAAUUUCAGCUCAGGAACUUUUUUUCGUACGUCAGCGGUUAUUUUUCUUGUCGCAGCAAUUUCACUUUGCGACCGAAUUCAACAGUUUGUCAACAAAGAAGAAAAUUGAUCCUCGUAGUCCUUUAUUAACUCUUACUACUCCGUUUUUAGAUAGAAAUAACCUUAUUCGCGCUAACGGUCGUCUUGGCUCAACCAAGUGUUUAUCCUACAAUGAACGUCAUCCUAUUAUACUUGCAUAUAAUAGCAGGAUAGCACGUUUAUAUGUAGAAUUUGUGCAUUUACUAGUUUAUCAUGGAGGUCCUCGCUUAGUUCUCAACAUUGUUCGUCAAGAAUGCUGGAUACUAAAGGUAAAAAACUUAAUAAAAACCGUCAUUCACAAUUGCAAAGUUUGCACAUUAUACCGGAAAAAGUUACAAACUCAAAUUAUGGCAGACUUGCCUAUUGAAAGAACUACCUUUAGUCGCCCUUUCACUAAUACCGGCGUUGACUUUGCUGGCCCUUUCGAAAUUAAAAGUUUUACAGGCAGAUACUCUCGUAUUUCAAAAGGUUAUGUGUGUCUCUUUGUCUGUUUUUCUACGAAGGCUAUUCAUCUGGAAGCAGUAAGUGAUCUGUCUACUCCUGCGUUUUUAGCCGCUUUAGCUCGUUUUAUAGCACGUCGUGGUUGCCCAAGUCGUAUUUUCUCCGAUAAUGGUAGAAAUUUUGUAGGUGCUGCACGAGAACUAGAGUCUAAUUUUGGAAAACUUGUAAAAGAACUGCGAGAUACAGCUGUUGAAAAAUAUGGUCAUCAACAUUUAGAAUGGAGUUUCAUCCCUGCUGCAGCCCCACAUAUGGGUGGAUUGUGGGAAGCUGGCGUGAAGAGUCUGAAAAUACACUUCAAGAAAACUGUAGGCCAAUCAAAAUUCACCUUUGAGGAGUUUGCUACACUUUUAGCAAGAAUAGAAGCGUGUCUCAACUCUCGUCCAUUAGGUCCUAUAUCAGAAAACAUUGAUGAUUUGUCUGCCCUAACACCUGGCCAUUUUUUAAUAGGUUCUGCUUUACUUACUCCGGCUGAUCCAGAAGAAACAGAAUUGGCUCAUAAUAUACUCAAUAGGUGGCGAAAAGUAAAAGCUCUGCAACAGGAACUCUGUCACCGUUGGAAGGAGGAGUACUUAAAAGAACUGCAAAAACGCAAUAAAUGGAAACAUCCUCAAACCAACCUGAAAGAAAAUGACCUUGUGGCCUUAAAAAAUGAACCAUGUAGUCCCACAGAAUGGCGGUUAGGUCGUAUUGUAAAAGUUUUUCCUGGUCCUGACGGUAAAGUUCGGGUGGCUGAUCUCAGAACGCAAAAUGGCAUAAUUACUCGACCAAUACACAAAUUAGUUCUGCUCCCUAAUUGCUCUGAUUAA